This is a messenger RNA of Ostrea edulis (European flat oyster), 5825 nucleotides long. Its product is annotated as endoplasmic reticulum aminopeptidase 1-like. Gene Ontology annotation, biological process: peptide catabolic process; proteolysis. Gene Ontology annotation, cellular component: cytoplasm. Lineage: Eukaryota; Metazoa; Mollusca; Bivalvia; Ostreida; Ostreidae. The transcript is spliced from 19 exons. The coding region runs from base 148 to 3042 and encodes 964 amino acids. The record is from RefSeq and is a predicted model, not a curated record. Gene Ontology annotation, molecular function: metalloaminopeptidase activity; peptide binding; zinc ion binding.
UGUCGAGUUUGGGAGACAUCCAAGAAGUUCCGAUAGUAGUGUAAACAAUUCGACGUCCCGUUGGCGUUUUAUAUGUAUUUUUCAGGCAAAAAUUGAAAAUCAAGAUGUAAGAUUCUUGCUCUAGGCCUACCAGCAGAUACUCUGAACAUGGCAGACGAUAUAGAGGAUGUGUCUUUCCUACCAGGUGACUCCUUAAAUAGGAAAUCAUUGUAUGAGCCAUCCCUUCCCCAGCGAUGUAAACAGCUGGUGUGCAGUAAAAGUAGGGCGACUGCCAUUAUAGUAGUGAUGGGAAUUUUCAUUCUGUUGGUUGCACUAAUUGCUGCAUUUGCUAGAUCUGGAUCCAAAACUUGCAAUGAUCAAUCCGUGGAUUCCAAAAUGACCACUGCCACUCCAGUUGAGGACUACAUUGCUACAAAUGGAGAAAAAUUUCCAUGGAGAAGUGUUCGCCUUCCAACAUCAGUCUCUCCUCUAGAAUAUGAUAUAUAUCUUCAUCCAAAUCUCACGCAGGGGAAGUUCUCGGGAAAAGUCACUAUUAAGUGUAAUGUUAUUACGACAACAAAGUUCAUCGUCCUGCAUACCAAGGAUUUAGUUAUUUCGAAAACUUUGCUAAAAGUUUUACCUGAUGGUAAAGAAAUGAAAGUAUCUAAGCAGUUGGAAUAUAUUACAAAUGAGCAGAUUUAUUUAGAACUAGAAUCUAGCAUUCCUGCUAAGACUGAUAUUUCAUUGGAAAUAACUUUUGAAGGGAAAUUGAUAAAGAAGCUUUCAGGAUUCUAUCUAAGUUCUUACACAGACAGAAAUAAUGUCACAAGAUAUCUUGCGGCCACACAAUUUGAAUCAACAGCUGCCCGGCAAUCAUUUCCAUGCUUUGAUGAACCAGCCAUGAAAGCCAACUUCUCCAUGUCGAUCGUUAGGGACAAGGACUUCAUUUCAUUGUUCAAUAUGCCCCUAAUAUCUUCUACCUCCAUGGAACACAACCUAAUGAUCGACAGAUUCCAGCAGAGUGUUAAAAUGAGCACAUACUUAGUGGCAUACAUAGUGUGUGACUUUGCAUCCAUUACAAAUAAAACCAAGGCUGGGAUUGAUGUGACUGUUUAUGCUCCCCAGGACCAGAUAGAUCAAGCUCACUAUGCUCUUCAUGUUGCUGUGAAGGUUUUGGACUACUAUAACAAGUUGUUUGACAUCCCCUAUCCACUUCCUAAACAAGAUUUAGUAGCCAUUCCUGAUUUCUCCUCUGGUGCUAUGGAAAACUGGGGUCUGAUCACGUAUAGAAUGACCGCUCUACUGUAUGAUCCACAACACUCCACCACAAGAGACAAGGAGUGGGUAGCCAUAGUGGUGGCUCAUGAACUUGCACAUCAGUGGUUUGGGAACUUGGUGACGCUGAAAUGGUGGGAUGACUUGUGGCUUAAUGAAGGAUUUGCAACAUACAUAGAGUACAUGGGCACCGAAUCACUCCACGAAUCCUGGGAAAUGGAGAAUCAAUUUUUUGAGCUGACUUUAUCCCCAGCCUUGAUACGUGACAGUUUGAAAAGUUCGCAUCCCAUAGCAACACCAGUACACAACCCAGACCAGAUCAAUGAGCUGUUUGACUCCAUUUCUUACUUUAAGGGAGCUUCUAUCAUUCGAAUGUUAAAAGGCUUUCUAGGGAAGACUGAUUUCAACAAUGGAAUUAGCAAUUACCUGAAGAAGUACAAAUACGGCAAUGCUGUAACUCGUGACUUGUGGCAGGCUCUCUCGGAGUCUUCAAAGCAGAAGAUAGAUGUAAAGUCUGUAAUGAACACCUGGACCCAGCAGAUGGGCUAUCCUGUAAUAACCGUCAGUCAACAGGGGUCGAAGGUCAGCAUCUCUCAGAGUCGCUAUCUCAGCUUCCACAACUCGACAAUUAAAGAGGAAUUUGAAUCGCCAUUCAGUUACACUUGGCAUGUCCCCUUCAUAUAUGGAGUGCUGAAUGAUAAUGGAAACUUUGUACAAAACAAGAUAUGGCUACACCGCACUUCAGCAUCCAUAAUGGUGGAUAGUGGUAAGUUAAUCAAGGGUAACUAUGGUAACGAGGGAUAUUACCGAGUCAACUAUGAUAAAGCAACAUGGCAGAAGUUAAUACAACAACUGAAGACAAACCACGAGGCCUUUUCUUCUGUGGACAGGGCAGGAUUGAUAAGUGAUGCUUUUGAGUUUGCAAGAUCUGGUCUCCUAAAUAUUACUAUUCCUCUGGAAAUGACAUUAUAUUUAGAAAAUGAGGAGGAUUUCCUUCCCUGGAGCUCUGCUAUAUCGGCGCUGACCUAUAUCAAGCAAAGGAUAGAGGAUAGGGAGGCAGUCACUCUUCUGAAGAAAUAUGUAUUGAAAUUGAUGAAAAAGCAACUGAAAAGACUUGGAUGGAAAAGUGAAGGAAAGUAUUUGACAAAACGACUUCGUUCCUUGCUAAUAAAUGUAGCAGUAGAUUAUGGCGACCCAAACAUUGUGAAGGAAGCCAAGGAUCGAUUUAAGAAGUGGAUGCUAAACACAGAAAACAUUGAUUCAGAAUUACAAGACAGAAUCUUUGAUGCUGGUAUUAAAUACGGAUCAGAGAAAGAAUGGACAUUUGUGAAGAAUCAGUACUUAAUUGUUAAGGUGCCUACAGAGAGAGUUCAAUUGAUGAAAGCUCUAGCAAAAUCCACCGACAACUCUCUCCUAGCUAGGUAUCUUCAGUACGCAUUGGACAGUCGAAUUAUUAAACAGCAGGAUGUAAACACGGUAAUAAGCUACGUGGGUGGGAAUAUAGAUGGACGACUACUGACUUGGAGAUUUGUGCAAAGAAAUUGGUCAAAGCUAAUGAAAUGGUUUGGAGAUGGACCUUUCAUGCUCCAUGAUAUUAUAGUGAGUAGUGCGGGUGAAUUCUCGACGCAGUUUGAUCUUGAAGAGGUUCAGAAAUUUUUCCAAGAACAUGAUGCAGGCCCAGGAUCUCGAGCUGUGCAGACUGUGCUGGAAGACAUUGAGAUGAACAUCCAAUGGCUCGAGCAGAAUGCAGAAACUGUGACAAAAUGGCUGCAAACGAAUACUCAAUAGGAAUUCUGGCUUGGUCAACAUUUAAAACUUUAGUGAAAUGCAUUGUUUGCCUAGUGGAAUUAUUCUUUGAAUUCAAAAUACAGUAACAUGCAUUUGCAAUAAUUUUUGGGUAAUAUUGUCCCUGACAGGGUAGGGUUAUAUGAAGUUGCUUUUAAUUUGGACGAGUCCAAAUACUUGGUAUUGCGCAAUACAGAAUAACGAACGAGAACUCCAAAUGUAGUUACUUUCCUAAUUUGAAAGUUCGGCAUCAAAAAACUUCAGCUAAUUCUUUUCAUAUGGAUUACUGUAAAAGUGGUUAUUUACACGUGGGGAAAUUUUCACUUAUCACGUGGUCAUUUAAUGUAAUUUAUUCUGAGAUCUGUUGUGUUCUUCAUGCUGUGUAAUGUGAUUGCGAUAUUAUUUGGUAAAGGUGUACUAACUGCUCAAAACAGAAUGUGUAUUGGCAGUAUCAUAAAAGUGGGACAGCUUAAUUAAUGUGAUUGGUGUGUGUGUGUUAUUUGUUGUAAGCCAAUUACCUAGUUUGUAAGCUCAGGCCUGGGGUUUAUAAAACUAUUACCGUACUCAUACUCAAACUCAGUCAUGUUUGUUUUGAGUAGAACUCAAGCAAGCUUCGAAACAUACUCGAAAAAUCUUGAGCACGAUUUAGAACACAGAGUUUGAGUAUGAAAACGUGCUCAAAAAAGUUUUAUAACCUCCAGGCCUGUUUUACCAAUCAGAAACUUCUAGUAAUUGAACCAACUGUAUCUAUCAUACUUUUUGAUCAUGAGAGAUUUUGAUUUCAUGCACAUGUGCAAUCAAUGGGUGAGGGUAACUUAAACAAUUUUUAUGGUGGAACAAAUUUGAAGAAGAGUGGGUAACUGUUUCUAUUUUGUAAUCAUUCUAACUUAAGGAUUAAGUGUAGGAAAUAUGUUUUGUAUAUUAAUUGUUUAGUUUACAUUCAAGAAUUGUUCACUCCUGUAGAGAUUUUUGGAGUAUGUUGUAAUUUGCCAUCUUUGGGAACUCUUGAUCCCUGAACUCAUCUUGUUUUCACUGGAUUAACCUUUUUUUCCUGUAGAAUUACUUAUUUGCGUGGUUUGAGAAAAAAGUUUUGAUUUGAUCGAUAAAGUUAUCAUACAGGAUAUUGGUACCCCCAAAUAUUUUGUAAAACUAUUUGUAAAUGUUUUGAUAUUGUAAAAAAUCCAUAUUUACCCCAAAAAAGUUCCUUAUGAAACCACCUUUAUUUUUGCAUUAUUCAGAAAUCUUUACUUGAGAAUUCAAUGGAAAAAUCUUUUUACUGGUGUGUUUCAUGUAUCAAUGACCGAUUUACAUUAUUGUUGGAUCAAAUAACAGAAAAUCUCCCGUAAACACAGCAAAAUCCUACUUCAUUUAAUGCAGCCAAAAUCUUGGUUAUCCAUGUCACCUUAAAACAAAGUUUUUAAAAUGCUGUAUUUACAUGGGGUUCUCUAUUAUUUGAUCAUGAAUACGUGAAAAGCACCAAUAAAAAGAUGUUUUCCCAUUGAAUUUUCAAGUAAAGAUAUCUGAAUAAUGCAAAAAUAAAGAUGGUUUUAUAAGGAACUUGGGUAAAUAUGGAUUUUCUAAGGAAUUCAAUAUUUAGGUGUGUUUUUGUGGUAUCUUAUGUUCUUGAAGAUGUACCACAACAACAACAAAGAUUAGACCCAAUGAAUAAUAGAUAUUUUACAGUAGUUCAUUCAUGAAACUUCAUGUAUUUGAUCAUAGUCAAUCAUACAUGAGUAUUGUGCCAUAUUUAUAGUGAAAACAGAUAAUUUUUUUUUUAAAUUAUGAACACAGAUUCAACUGCAAUAGAGUUUAUUUUGAGAAUACAAAAUGAAAUCACUAAUACUAUUUAUCUGACUUUCAUUUGAUCUACAACUGUCAUACAAAAAUCAUUUUCAACUGUUAUAGAAUUUUAUUCAAUGCAAAAUGAUGUGUACUAAUUAGAAAUUUGAGCAAUGAUUGAACUAAUUUUAAUGCAAGAAUCAUUCAUUUUGAUUUUGUGAAAGUUUAUACAAUUUUCUGACAAUUCGUGAAGUACUGGGAUAUCUUUUUGAUAGAAAUUAGCUUCAAUAACACUCGGAGGAAUUCAUGAAACAUGUACAAAUGUAACGGGUAAAUCCCUCAUUUUUUAGAUUGCAAUAUUAUCAAUACACGACGACUUCUCAAUCUCCACAAUUAUACUCGACUUAAUCGCAACCAGGUGACGUUUGUUCAACUUUACAAGUUCAAUGUUAUUAUUUUUGUAAUCAUGAUUAGAUAUUUUUACAUUUCUAUUUAUUUGUUUAUAGUCUAUAGAUUUAUUUUUGUCUAUUUAGGUUUUUCUUUCAUCAGAUUAAUUUCCAUGCAAUUUUCAAUCAAUAUAAUAUUUUUAGCUUUAUUUUCAAAAUCACAAUCAAGGUGUCUGCUAUUUGGUUUAUAUAUUGUUAUAUAUGAGGAGAUUUGUUUUACAUCACAUUCCCCAUCAUAAACAUUCAUAUUGAGUAAUUAAAGCAAACUUUUGAUUACCAUGCUUAAUAACUUAUCAAAUGCUACUAUGUGCACGUAUUUACAUAUAUUUGAGGUAAUCGAUCCCGAAAGAACGUGAAAAAAUUUAUAUAUUUAUUGCCUUUUGUCUCUUAAUAGAGCUAGAUGUAUGGUUUAAAAUGUAAAGUUUUGAUAUGUAAUGAGAAUCCAAUAUUUUCCUGAAAUGUGAAAUUCCACUUUUGUCACGUUGAAUCUCUUGUUAUAUGUUGUCUUGUUUAUUGUGUUGGCGAUGUUACACAUUGAUAUAAUUAAAAACAACCACACAU